AUUGACAUUAUAUUAAAUAAAUAUUGGCAUUUAUUUUCCUCAGAUGUGGAAAAAUGCACCAAGUGUCCAGAUGAUAAAUAUCCAAAUGAGAAAAAAGUCCAAUGUAUCCCGAAAGUUAUAACCUUCCUGUCUUAUGAAGAACAUUUGGGCAUCAUCCUGGUCUCCUUUGCCCUGCUUUUGUUCCUAACCACAGGCCUCAUUUUAAUCAUAUUCCUUAAAUACAUAGAGACUCCUAUUGUCAAAGCAAACAACCGCGACCUCUCCUACAUCCUCUUGGUAUCCCUGCUGUUUUGCUUCCUGUCUUCUUUUCUCUUUAUUGGCCAACCAAGGAAAGCUACCUGCCUUCUCCGACAAACCAUGUUCAGCAUAGUCUUCUCAGUAGCUGUGUCUUCUGUAUUGGCCAAAACAAUCACAAUGGUACUGGCAUUCUUGGCCACAAAACCAGGGAACAGAGUGAGGAGAUGGUUGGGGAAGAGCUUGGCCAACUCCAUCAUUCUUUUCUGUUCUGCUGUCCAGAUGUUCAUCUGUGCCAUGUGGCUGGGAGUUUCUCCCCCAUUCCCUGACUCUGACCUGCAGUCCCAGCCUGGAGAGAUCAUCCUUCAGUGCAAUGAAGGCUCGGUCACCAUAUUUUAUGUUAUCCUCAGCUACAUGGGCUUCCUUGCUGCUAUUUGCUUCAUAGUGGCUUUCCUGGCCAGGAACCUGCCUGGGGCCUUCAACGAAGCCAAGCUGAUCACUUUCAGUAUGUUGCUAUAUGGGUUUCAAGGACAUUCAGAUGACCUCCAGUUACAGGACUCUGUAUGA
Messenger RNA from Pantherophis guttatus, 801 nucleotides. The record is from RefSeq and is a predicted model, not a curated record. Lineage: Eukaryota; Metazoa; Chordata; Lepidosauria; Squamata; Colubridae.